Thecamonas trahens ATCC 50062 is the source of this 474-nucleotide messenger RNA. RefSeq names its product calcineurin Ca2+-binding regulatory subunit CnaB. Lineage: Eukaryota; Apusomonadida; Apusomonadidae. The coding region runs from base 1 to 474 and encodes 157 amino acids. The transcript is spliced from 2 exons. Gene Ontology annotation, molecular function: calcium ion binding; calcium-dependent protein serine/threonine phosphatase regulator activity. The record is from RefSeq and is a predicted model, not a curated record.
AUGGGCGCAUCGCUGUACUGUAGGCUCAAGGGCGGCAAGCCUGUACUGACUCGGGCCGAUGUGCUCAAGGUGCCCGAGCUGUCCAUGAAUCCGCUCAUCGACGUCAUUCUCUCUCUCUUUGACCCAGAGGCGACAGACCGCAUCACCUUUCUGUCGUUUGUGGAGGUGCUCUCGGUCUUCCAUGAGCGGGCGCCGGAGGAGUCCAAGCUCCGACUGGCGUUCUCGGUCUACGACACGGACCGCAACGGAUACAUCACCCGGGAGAACCUGAAGAACAUCCUCCGGCUCAUGGUGGGCGCAAAUCUCUCGGACGAUCAGCUCGAUCAAAUCCUGGUCAACACCUGCUACGAAGUGUUUGGCGCAGAGCCCGGGCCCGACAACGACGCGCUGCACAUUUCGUACGACGCGUUCGCCGACGCCGUCGCCGCCUCGGCCACAGGCGUCUCCACCAACAUGACCAUCAAUUUUGGCUGA